Micromonas pusilla CCMP1545 is the source of this 1379-nucleotide messenger RNA. RefSeq names its product mitochondrial carrier family. Gene Ontology annotation, biological process: mitochondrial transmembrane transport. The transcript has a single exon. Bases 1 to 1332 code for a protein of 443 amino acids. The record is from RefSeq and is a predicted model, not a curated record. Gene Ontology annotation, cellular component: mitochondrion. Lineage: Eukaryota; Viridiplantae; Chlorophyta; Mamiellophyceae; Mamiellales; Mamiellaceae.
AUGGCGCCCGAUCCCGCGCCGUCGGGGUCCGACGACGCCGUCGACGCCGUGGCGCGCUCUCCGAACGACGCGAACGUGCCGCUUCGGCAGCGCGCGGCCGCCGCCGGCGUCGCCGCGUUCGUCUCCGCGGUCGUCGUCAAUCCCCUCGACGUCGUCAAGACGCGCAUCCAAGCGCAGUCGUUCGCGGGGACGUCCACGGCGCGAUGCGGCGUCGCCGGCGCCGGCGCCGGCGCGUCUUCCUCGUCGUACCGCGCGCUCGCGCUCGCGUCCGCCGCGACAUCCGCCGCGACGACCAGGGCGGCGUGCGCGCCCGAGUGCAACGUGUAUCACUCCUCGUUAGACGUCGUCCGUAAGAUCGCCCGGAAGGAGGGGCUCGCGACGCUCUGGCGCGGCACCUCCACCGCGCUCCUCAUCGCGGUCCCCACCGUCGGGAUCUACCUCCCCGUGUACGACCUGUGUCUGGAGGAGCUUCGACGCGUUACUCGCGAGUUUGGGUGGGGGCGCGGCGCGGAGGGCGCGGCGCCGUUGAUCGCGGGGGCGACGAGCAGGACGCUCGCGGUGCUGUGCGUGGCGCCGUUGGAUCUCGUCCGGACGCGGCUGAUGGCGUAUCGGGGCGACGAAGUCCUUAUGGAACGGCGUUCACCACGCGAACGCGGUCGUAUGGGAACCAGUCACGACGGCGGCGGCGGGGGGGGAGGAGGAGGAGGACGAUCAGGGGGCGUGUGGGCCGGGCUGGCCGCCGCGGGAAGAGGAAACGGCGGCGGCGGCGGGGGAAGGGCCAGCAACGGCGAGCGCGCGCGCGCGGCGGCGGCGGCGACGGGGAGGCUGUGGACCGGCGUCCUCCCGACGCUCGCGAGGGACGUGCCGUACAGCGCGAUGUAUUGGUUCGCGUUGGAGCACUUGCGGGACGCGGCGACGGCGGCGGCGGCGCGGUCGCGGACGGGGACGGGGACGGGGACGGGGACGGGCGCGGAUUCCGGCGCGGAUUCCGGCGCUUCGCCGCCGCCGCCGACGCGACGAGAGACGCUCGGGAUUAACUUCUUCAGCGGCGCGAUCGCCGGCGGCGCCGUCGCGGCGCUGACGACGCCGCUGGACGUCGUGAAGACGCGCGUGCAGAUCAGGGACGUGCCGACGCAGGACUUCGCGGGCGGCGUGCGCGGCGGCGGCGGCGGCGGCGCGGGCGGGAAUCGAGGCGUCUUAGCCGAGCUCCUCGCGAUCGCGCGCGCCGGCGGCGCGAAGGAUCUGUUCGCGGGGUGGGCCCCGCGCGCCGCGCGCGCGGGGCCCACGUGCGGGAUCGUCCUCGUCGCGUACGAGAUGGCGAAGAGCAUGUAGCCGGCGCGAACGAACCCGAACCCGAGCGUGGAGAAAGAAAUACCCGU